AUGGUGGCCUUUGAACAUGCAUUUUUCGUGCUGUCGACGUUCUUUUUUCCACCUGUGGCUACCAUUGUCAUCCUGGUCAUUUUGUUAGCUACUUUCGGCAAAUCUCUCGGGCUGAGGCAGAUCUAUGUCGACACUUUGAUUUCAAUAUUUGAGGUAAUAUUUUUUUGAUUAUGAAUUUCGAGCAAAAUCUUGAGAAAAAAAUAUGUUAUUAUUGCUUUCUUCUGAAACUUUUUUUAAUGCGUGUAAAACUCUUGACUAAAUGUCGCAAAAGUCAAUUUUAGUGGUUAGAAAAGAGCUCCAGUUAAAGCCAAAAUAUAUGUAAAAUUUCAUUGAGCUUUCAGGAAAGCAAAACAAGCAACAAUGACUUGUAUAAUAGACGGAACAUGAAAGAAUCUUUCACCUACAAACAAGCAUUUCCUUUUGGGCUAAUCAAUUUAUCAUUUAAAAUUUAAUAAAUUAUAUUAUUCAAAACAAUUGUUUGCAGUGGGGCGCCGGACAAAUCAAAACGACCGAGAUGAUAAAAAGGAAAGAAAGUCAAAUUGGCUUCAUUCUGGGCGAAGAUAUCGACGACCACCCGGAGAUUUAUCCCCUGAAAACGCCGACGGACUCAGAAAUGGACGAGUCGGAGCACGAGAUCCGGUCCGUCGACUCAGAUUUUGGCGACGAAAGUACCUUCGGUCUCAGACGUCGCUAUGGAUCAGGGACCAGUCAGUUUGAAAAUCUCGAUUUUUUUCAAAAUCGAAAACUCAAUGAUCAUUCUUAUCUACUACACCUCUUCGCGGUUCAGAAUACACGAUAGGAAUGUCCACUGAUAAAGCAUGUUUUGCUUAUUUUUGUUUACUUUACAACGCCAAAACUAUGAAAAGACAGCUAAAUAUGAAAAAUUUCAGGUUUAAAAAAUAACAUUUGAAAAAAAUGAAGUAGAAUGAUUUUUGGAAAUUUAGUUUUGCUUUUAAAGUUGUUUGAGAACACUUGCAAAUCAAAAAUUUUUUUGGAAAAUUCGAUUCGACUUUGCAAAAACGUUUACUUUAGAACCACUGAACACUGGAAAAGAAUGAAAAACUUUUUUUGAUGUGAAUUUUUCAUGAAUUUUUUUGAACUGGAAAAUUGAAAAAAAUCAAAAUACUUUUUGCGAACUUCUUUGAUCAGACUCCAGCCCCACAAAAGCAUGCAGUUAUGGUUGUUUUGUUGUCGGCAACUCCUACACUUCCAGGUCUCGUUUCGAUCAACUCGGUGUGCAGCAAACGCAGUCGCAGGGAAUCCGAAAGUAGCAACUGUAUGUUGUGUUGUUUUGGUCGUUUUUAUUUCUUCCUUGGUUGGUCCGAUGCCCUUCGUUAUUUCAUUCAUUUUAGUACCUUUUUUUUUGAAACUUGAAACGCUUCGAUAACGAAAAACAGGGUUAUGUGUAGAGCGCGUUCCGCCCGAAACAGCUUUUGCGCUACAAAACUGCAAAAAAGAAUGUGAAAACCAAAGGUCUUUAAGCGAAGUAGGGUCAAGUUUGAUUUUUUUUUUUUUGUAUGAGGUCUUGUUAGCAAAGAAAAAACAUGAAAAGCUGGCGCGGAGUCACUUAUUCACAUUUGAAAACUGGCGCUAUCACAAAAUCAUCAUGAGCUCUCCAUGCGAUAUUCGGUUUCAAGUAGCAAAAAAAAUGGUAUUAAUUUGAGGCUUUUCUUCUAAAUAAUUUUCUGCUGGGCUUCUAUUCUCUGAUCUGGAACGUUUAAAUGUCAAAAAAACCUCUUUAGUAAAUUUUUUUGAGUGCAAAACAGAACGCAUUAAGUUUUUGAAUCAAAAAAACUCAUGCAUAAAUUUUUUUAUUCAAAAAAAUUUUUUUGGGUUUAUCCUUAGAGUGGAGUGAGAGAUAAUCAAAAAAUUCUCGAGCUGUAAAAUUGACAGUUUCUCUCUUGCAGUGGGAAUUAUUCGGCGUGAAACUCAAAUUCAUCUCGAUGAUCAUGAUGAAGAAGACAUUCCAUCAGAGGUUUUCGUCAGAAGCCGUGGAUGGGCCGCCAUUCAUGAUUCUGUUGAUUUUGUCAAAGUCAGGCUUUUUUUUUUCAUUCGUAGAACGUCUUUUGGUUUCAGGCCGGAAUCGAAGCUAUUAUUGAAGAUGAAGUCACGAGUAGAUUUGAGGCAGAACAACUCAUGUCUUGGAAUAUGCUCACUCGUACGAGCAUCAGGUUCUACCAAUUUGUCAAGUGAGAUAUUUCAACUCCAAUGGAUAGAUUUUUGCUCAGUUGCUUAGUUUUUCGAUAAACUUUUUGAUAACUUCGGCAGAAAAAUUUCUUUCACACGGUUGGAAUCUGCACAAUUUUGACCAGGACUUUUUUGUAGAUCGGAUUUAAAGCUUUACAGUUUUAACCCUGCGCUCUUUUCUUUUUUUUCUGUUACAAGAGCUCAAAUUUUGGAAAUAGCUUUUUUCAAUAGAUUGCCAUCUUCUCUUCAAUCGGGAGAUAUCUUUUUUCAAAAACUGGGAAGUUAUGCAGGCGGAAAUUUUCAUGAAAUAUAUUGGCUACAUCAAAUAGUUUUCAGAGCGAUUUUUGAAAAUUUCCUUACCAGCUUUUUUUCAAGAAAAGAUCCUGAUAUUUCAAAUUUGAUGAUUGUUUCAAGAUUUAGAAUUUUUGCAUAGCCAACUAAAUCAAACCUUAAUUUUGAGGUGUUUUUUGUGAAAAUCUUGUGACUUCAAAACUUUCAAAAAUUUCACUUAGUACAAAAACAAAAGCCAAUUUUCAAACAAAGGAGUAAGGCGGAGUAGAGUUUUUCUUUCCACCUAACCUUUUUUCAAUUUUACAGCUGGAAACUUUCCACCCUAUGGAUCCUUGGCUUUGCUUUCCGCUACAUCGUGAUGCUUCCACUUCGCUUCACUCUUUUCACGAUCGGCCUUAUUUUCCUAGUCAGUUCAACGGCUGUGAUCGGAAUGGUGCCCGAAGGAUCUUACAAAAGGUAAUUAUUUUUGUCAUAGCUUUCAAUUUUUCUUGAACUUAGGUCUCUCAACCACAAAUGCAUGCUCAUUUGCUACCGAAUCCUCUCCAGAAGUCUCACAGCUGUGGUAUAUUUCCACGAUGAGCACUACAAGGCCAAAAACGGAGGUUUGGUUGUCCUUUUUUCCAGUUUUAUCAACGCAAUAUAUGCGGAAAAGCUUAUUCAUUGUUCUGAGAACAUCUUUAAAAAACAGUCAAAAAAUAUACAAGUAUUUGUAGUCGAUAUUUCAAAUGUACAAAUAUCAAAUUUGUAAUUUUACAUUAAAACUCUGGUUGGUUAAAACAUUAGAAUGAUCUUUACCUGUCAACUGCAGAAUUUGAACAAAGCAAUUGGAUUUAUCUUUUUCACAACUUUUCGGAACAGAGGUUGAGCUCAUAUUUAAAAUAAACGUGAGAAAACGCAAGUUUUUUACUGAAAAAGUUUUGAGAUAGAAAAAGGAAUAUUUUAGGUCACAUGGUAGGAUUUAUGAAAGAGAAAAAGUAUCCUGGUUGCAAUGAUUUGUUUUAACCAGGAAUCUGUGUCGCCAACCAUACUUCCCCAAUCGACGCGUUGAUUCUAUCAAUCGGCAAUGUUUACGCCAUGAUCGGACAGAAACACGAAGGUCUCCUGGGACUUGUUCAACGUGCUCUUUCCCGCGCAAGUAGCCAUAUUUGGUUUGAAAGAAGUGAGGCCAAAGACCGUGAAAAGGUCGCUGACCGGUGAGUCUUUAUAAGAAACUUAUUGUUCUCAUAUGCUUUUUGCAGACUCCGAGAGCACUGUAGUGAUCCGAACAAGUUGCCCGUUUUGAUUUUCCCAGAAGGAACUUGUAUCAAUAACACUUCGGUGAUGAUGUUCAAGAAAGGUUGCUUUGAGGUGUGUUUUCGACCAAAUCUUAUUGAACCGUCGGAAAGGUUUUUUCACUCAAAUUUUCUAAACUCUCUGAAAGGACGGGAAAUAAUCCGAUUUGGGACAUUGAUUAUCAAAGAUUUUGAGAUGAAUACGGAUCAAGUAUCAAUUAUUUCUUUCUUCAGAUAGGAUCAACUAUUUACCCUAUCGCGAUGAAAUACGACUCGAGGUUUGGCGACGCCUUCUGGAACAGUUCCGAGCAGUCUUGGUGUGGCUACAUAAUGCGUGUGAUGACGUCAUGGGCGAUCAUUUGCAACGUCUGGUAUUUGCCUCCUAUGGAACGGCUGGUUUGUUUGCUUUCUGUAUAAAUUUCCAUUUUUUUUUGUUUCAGCCCGGUGAGAAUGCCAUCGAUUUUGCCAAUCGCGUGAAAAAAACGAUUGCGAAACGAGGAGGGCUUGUUGACCUGGAGUGGGACGGCGGCUUGAAACGUUCCAGAGUGCCUCCAAAAAUGGUCGCUCAACAACAACAAAGGCAUUUUUUAUUUUCAAGAAAAUAUAAACUUUGCCUACGUUUUGAAAAACGGAAAAAAACCACAGACGCUGAGAAAAUUCGACAAAAUCAAAUGUUUUCAAGUGAUAAACAUAAAAAAAUCACAAUAAAAAAAUGUUAAACCAAAAAUUUCAUCGUUUAGGUAUGCCAAUAGGCUCGCUCGCUAUACGUCGGCUUCCGAUCACAAUGCUCAUUUGCACGACGAGGACGAAGAAUGUGAGUAUCUUGCUCCACAAAAAACGUUCAAACUCUUCUUCUUCAUCUCUUGCCGUGUUAUGGCUUGAGCGAUUUCGGCCUCUGAUCCUGAUAUCAGUAACAAUUAGUAGACUGGCAAAAGUGACCUAUCGAUUCUUGAGUGGGACAGUUAAAUGUUGAGAAGCCAUAGUUUUCUACUAUCAAAUUUUCUCAAAUCCCUUGGUUGAGUCGCGGCGGAGAUCGAACUUGUGACCAUAUGGACUCUAGACGGGCACACGAGUAACAUCCAUAUACACUUCUAAGAGCGUUUGAGUUACUUUUGGAUAAAUUCGGACCAUUCAAGGCAAAUCACUUUUUCAAGAGCACAGCCGAUCCCUGUACAAACGCAAAACUCCUAGAAUUUUUUUCAGUGUCUUGCAUUCCGGCUGGAUUCACGCUGAACGAUCUUCCGGAGGACGUCAUUGGCAGCGACGUCGAUAGCGCUGUUGAGGAUGGUCCUGAUGAUGGUGAAAAAUCAGAAAUAUCCGAAAAUUGCGUCGUUUUCCAGACGUACCUGAAAUGACGCUGAUAAGCUCCGACAGCAACUCCGGAGCUACAAUUGUAUCAAAAAACCUUGUAAAAGACAAAGAAAACAGCGUUUCUCUUUCUGGUUGA
Molecule: messenger RNA, 5196 nt
Organism: Caenorhabditis auriculariae
Lineage: Eukaryota; Metazoa; Nematoda; Chromadorea; Rhabditida; Rhabditidae
Source: the annotation of a GenBank genome assembly